Molecule: messenger RNA, 864 nt
Organism: Oppiella nova
Lineage: Eukaryota; Metazoa; Arthropoda; Arachnida; Sarcoptiformes; Oppiidae
Source: the annotation of a GenBank genome assembly
AUGUCUGUCCCACAGAUCCCGCAAAUAUCAUACGCGUCGACGAGCGUAGACCUGAGCGAUAAGAGCCGGUUCGGGUACUUCAGUCGCACCGUCCCGCCCGACAAUUUCCAGGCCCAGGCUAUGGUCGACAUAAUCAAACUGUUCAACUGGACGUACGUGUCGACCAUCGCCUCAGAGGGCGAUUACGGCGAGAAAGGCAUCGAGCACUUCAAGAUCCUGGCCUCCAGGGACGGCAUCUGUAUCGCGGAAUCAGCGAAAAUCUCGCGAAAUGCAAAGCAUUCAGACUUCUUGCGGAUCAUUGAGCAGCUGUCGAGUAAAGGCAACGCCAGAGUAAUCGUCCUCUUCGUCGACGAAGACAAUUGUCGGCGACUGUUGUCCGCCUCCCGAGAGAUGGGCAAAGAGGGCUACUUUCUAUGGCUCGGCAGCGACUCCUGGGGCCGAAAGAUACAUCCCGUCAGAGGUCAAGAAGAGUCUGCGGGCGGAGCCAUCACUAUAUUACCCAAACGAAAGCCCCUCAAAGGUUUUGAUGCCUACUUCAAGCGACUCAAGCCCUCGACAAACAUACGGAAUCCAUGGUUCAUCCCUUUCUGGGAACAACACUUCAACUGUACGUUUGCUUUGCAUUCGAGACGAAGUGAGUUUGAUAUGAGGAGAUCCAAGCGCUGCACAGGUGAGGAGAAAAUAUGGAAAUAUGAGCAAGAAGGUUUAGUGCCCUUCGUGGUGGACGCAGUCUAUGCCAUGGCUCACGCCAUACAUAACCUACUGAAAGACCGGUGCGGACGGGACGGCAAUAAGAUGUGUCACCCGAAAGAGUUCAUCAAAGGCUCCGAUUUACUCCGACAUAUUCGUAGCGUUUCCUUCAAA